AGGGUUUUCUUCUUUGUUUACUUUCUUAGUGAAAAAAAAAAAUAAGAAAAAAAAAUGCAGAAUCAACAACAGCUACAGACACUGAUGCAAGCUGGUCAGAUUUCAGGGAGUUUGAGUUUUAAUGGAAAUUUAAGUAAAGAAGAUGAAGAAAUGUCAAAAUCUGCACUUUCAACCUUUAAAGCUAAGGAAGAAGAGAUUGAAAAAAAGAAACUUGAAGUUAAGGAGAAAGUUCAAGCUCAGUUGGGUCGUAUUGAAGAGGAAACUAGACGUUUGGCUAUUAUUCGUGAGGAACUAGAAGCAUUAUCAGAUCCAAUGAAGAAAGAAGUUUCAACGGUCCGAAAGAAGGUUGAUAUUGUCAACAAGGAGUUAAAACCCCUGGGCCAGACUUGCCAGAAGAAGGAGAGAGAAUACAAAGAAGCUCUCGAGGCCUUCAACGAAAAACACAAGGAAAAAGUACAACUUAUAACAAGAUUGAUGGAGCUGGUGGGCGAAAGCGAGAAAAUGAGGAUGAAGAAGUUGGAGGAGCUGAGCAAGAGCGUAGAAACGAUUCGUUGAAAGAUAAAUCACCUUUAAAAAGCUCAUCAGUGACUACUAAAUUAGGCUUGUGUGAUAUAUUUAAGAUCGAUAAUCGAAAUUUCUAUUUAUUAUAUGGUUGUUUUCGCGUUUGGUGGGGUGUAUUCUUUCUUCUUAUUUUCGCGCUUUAUGUCGUUCUCUGUUCAUUUUUAGGCUUUUGAAGGAUGAUGAUCUAAUUUUAGGUGUCAAAAGGGAAAUACCCUUGUAAACAUGUUUGUAACUAAAACAGGUCUUCUCUCAAGCUGUGGAUUCUUUGGUUCAA
Molecule: messenger RNA, 835 nt
Organism: Solanum verrucosum
Lineage: Eukaryota; Viridiplantae; Streptophyta; Magnoliopsida; Solanales; Solanaceae
Source: RefSeq, a predicted model, not a curated record